GGUUAUCUUCGGGUAAAACGGAAAGCGUGUCUGUCGCCGAAGCCAUCCGUUGACGUUAUCGUUCGGCAGUGCACUGCAAGCCCGGUCGGUCGGUCGGUCGGUCGGUCGUCCAACACAGUAGAGGCUUUUGUUACACCCGGCACCCAUGCCCAUGUGUGCGAGCGAAUGCGAUGGAACCGAGCGUGACAAUGCUGGAUGGUUUGACUCACCUGUACCGAUAAAGUUAGCUUCAGGUGGUCAGCUAGAAAACAUUCGUGCUGUGUUGUCCGUCGCGAUAGGUUCCCGGUCGAAAGCGCAUUACGGUUGGUGUGGGGAGGCCUCGAAAAGGAUUAUAUUUGGAGCAGUCUAACCUGUGCGGAAGUGAACCAGUAAGGCGAUCGAGAUAAGAGAGCCGAAGCAUAGCGUGAUAAAUUAGCGAAAUUGGUACAAUUUCAAUAAAGGCACGAUGGAUCCCAGUAUUCUAGCAACCAUGGACCGUGACGCACUGAAAAAGCAGAUCGAAAACAUGAAGUACCAGGCCUCGAUGGAGCGGUGGCCAUUGUCGAAGAGUAUCGCAGCCAUGCGAGAAUACGUGGAGGAGAACGAAAAGAACGAUCCAUUGAUUCACGCUCCGGACAAGAAGAAUAAUCCUUGGGCUGAGAAGGGCAAAUGUGUCAUCAUGUAAAUAGCGUCCUAUCUUCUACCGAUACUUCUACUACUACUACUUCUACUACUACUACUACUACUACUACUACUACCACUACCACCACCAUCACCACUACUACUUCUACACCCAAAAUCCAAUUACUAUUUUCUACAACUUUCUACCAAAUGUAUCAUACGGCCGGCAACAGAGCCUCUGCUUCUCAUCGAACCUUAACAAGCCGCCAGUGCCAGCGCCACUCGAUACCACUUUUUUGGGUGUGACCAAUUCUAAAACCCGCGACCCAUUCGGAUCGGCAACUGAAAAUCUCAACACUCAUUAUUUGACCGAUACCGUCAGUAGCUUCUGUUUUCUUCUACUCUUUCUGCUCGUAAUGGCAAUUACGUUUUUGGAUUCUCAAGUACAUCCCUUAUGAAAAGGUAUUAUUUUUACCGGACAUACAGAGACCACAGCAGAAGUGCAAACAAACCCGGAACCAAUCUAACCAACAAACUGCGAAAAUCAAUCAAAAUAAGCUAUUUACGCGCUCAAUAUUAAGGUCCUUUUAGUUAAGAUAUUUAUGAUCGGUUUAUUGUUUUAUCUCGAUCGGUCUGAGCGUGUUUGAUCGUAGUUUUAAAAAUACCUUAGCAGAACAUUACAAUCGAAAAAACAAUGAGAGCCGAAAGAGUAGAAAGCAGAGCAGAGAAAGAGGCAACUGCCAAGAUACAUCAAUGGUGGCAUCAAAGGGUCGCAGCAGCAGCAGUAGCAGCAGCAGGGCUUACGUUCCAUCUUGCUUUAAAAAUCUCAUUGCGAUCUGUUCAUUAGCUUUAAGUUUCGGAUCGGAUCGGUGUGUGUUUGUGUUUUUUAUUUUUUAUUUAUCUCGGUUCGGUUCUGUUCAUUCUGUCCGUCGACAGCAGUGCAUCAUAUGUUAGUGCAAGUAGCGGCAUUAAAACACGCGAACGUUUGUAACUCUCUCCGGUGUAGCAAAACCAAGCAAAAACUGCCGGGCCCGAGCGCCCAGCGCCAAGCAGCGAAACUGUUUGCGAAAAUGUGCAAAAUUUAAAUGAAGAAUUAAAGAGAACAAUUAGCGUGUGGGGCUAAUUGAAAACAAAAAACAAACUGAAUCCUACCAAGACCACGCCAUGCGUGUAUCAUUGUGUGCAUACUUUCGCCUGGAUGUUGUUUUGUGUUUUUCACUCGCUUUUCCCCACCAUUGAAAGAUGUGACAAACAAGUGGCUCACACACACAUGCACGGAGGGCUGAAAAUACUGUUGUACAGUUGUCGUAAACAACAAGCACGUCUCUUAUCCUUCGCUGAACUUUAGGGGCAGAUCCUGUCGGGCAGGACACUUCGCGGCUGCGGAUCGGGUUGUGUGUUAUUUUUGUUUCGUUUUACGUUUGCUGGAAUAAAUCAAACACAUGCAUGUCCAA
Messenger RNA from Anopheles stephensi (Asian malaria mosquito), 2054 nucleotides. It is a transcript of the gene Ggamma30A, whose product is annotated as guanine nucleotide-binding protein subunit gamma-e. The record is from RefSeq and is a predicted model, not a curated record. Gene Ontology annotation, cellular component: heterotrimeric G-protein complex. Lineage: Eukaryota; Metazoa; Arthropoda; Insecta; Diptera; Culicidae. The transcript has 3 exons. Bases 446 to 664 code for a protein of 72 amino acids. Gene Ontology annotation, biological process: sensory perception of taste; phospholipase C-activating G protein-coupled receptor signaling pathway. Gene Ontology annotation, molecular function: G-protein beta-subunit binding.